ACCAUCGUUCCUCUCUCUCUUCCACCGCUCCAUCGUUCUUUCUAUCGAGGUUGUACGAUAACUAAAUACGAGAUGGUGCACAACAUGGCGAUGCAGGAGGAGGAGGAGGUGAAAACGUUGGUGUGGUGGAACAUUAACACCUGUCCGAUUCCUCCUGGUUAUGAUCCCCGUCAAGUCGGUCCGAGAAUAGUAUCCGCUUUGAAGAAUUCUAAAGUCUCUGGUCCUGUCACCAUAACCGCCAUCGGCAGACUAACGCACAACCCUAACGCCCCUGACGAUGAUGUCUUGCGAGACCUGUCUUCCUCUGGAGUUGUUCUUAUACAUGUGAAUGAAGUUCAAUCGGAUUUGUUUGACUGGAUGGAGAGGAAUCCACCUCCGGCUAAUAUAUUGCUCAUAUCUGGUCCUACGGAACUGGAAAGCCUAGCUCAUACUAUUUAUGGGCUAGAUAGUGAGGGAUACACAGUUUUUCUGGCAUAUUCUCAACGUCGCCCAGCAUCAGACUGGCUCUGGAAGAGCUUUUUUUCUGGGGUUUACAAAGAGUGGCUCUGGACAAGCUUACUAACAGCUGAUAUGGAUUCAGGGUCUGCGGUUUGUCAACAGUUGACAACCAGACUUGUCCUUCCCAGCAACAACUGCAGUGAAGCAGGUGAAUCUCCCUGGUUUUGCUCAUUUUGCUUUUUUGCUGCCCAAAGCUUUGAAGAUUUCACUACUCAUCUCAAGAGUGAAGAACAUAGAAAUAAUGAUCCGGACUUGCUGAAAAUGGUGGACUUGGUUGAAAUGGUGGAUGUGGUGAAGCUACCCAAUUAA
Molecule: messenger RNA, 807 nt
Organism: Camelina sativa (false flax)
Lineage: Eukaryota; Viridiplantae; Streptophyta; Magnoliopsida; Brassicales; Brassicaceae
Biological process (GO): regulation of gene expression
Cellular component (GO): peroxisome
Molecular function (GO): RNA nuclease activity
Source: RefSeq, a predicted model, not a curated record